Messenger RNA from Saccostrea echinata, 540 nucleotides. RefSeq lists its product as uncharacterized. The record is from RefSeq and is a predicted model, not a curated record. Lineage: Eukaryota; Metazoa; Mollusca; Bivalvia; Ostreida; Ostreidae. The transcript has 4 exons. The annotation marks the transcript as partial.
AAUCAGCCUUUGAUGACGUGUCCAGCUUCCAGAGGCACCGUUAGGUACGUUGAGAAAUGCCCACUGGACGAAUUUGAAUGGCUAAAUGCUGCGUUGAGGAAAAACUGCUCAAAGAUCUCCCAAAAUUGUUCAAGUAAUGACGAGUUCCUCUACCAUUGUCUCAUCAAUUCUUGGGAAAAUGCGACAUUAGAAGUUUGUGCGAGAAGAGUCAAUAUAAUAGGUAAGUGUGCAGAAUACAAUUUUGAGGGGGCUGUUGUUCAGGAACACAUGAAUGCUGACUGCAAAAAUUUUGACAAUCCAUGUCCAGACGUUUAUCUCUCUGAUACAGCUUAUUUGUAUCAGGAAUGUUACAAAAUCGUCAAAAGAAAACAUUCUACUGAUACCCCUCCCGUCAUAAAUGGGUUUCCUAAAGGAAAAGAAAGAAAGAAAGAAAAGGAUAUGUUUAUAAACUCAGAGGGAGUCUUUGUUGUUGCUGCUAUUAUAAACAUAAUUGUUGUUGAAGAUGCUUCAGGCAGGAGGCAGGGAAAUGUAGGCCAUUAA